UUCAAAACUUAAAAAACCAAAACCGAACUUUUCAAUCAGUUGAAAGCUUAUCAAACAAUCUUAUUACUUUUCAAAAGUUUAUUUCAAAGGUUUUGAAUGGGAAAGGAAAAUUAUACAAAAUUUAUUACUUACUUGAUUGAUUAGUUAAAUUAGUUUGAUCUCGUACCCAUUGAAGAUGACCGUUUAUUUAGUCAUAAUUAUGUGAGCCACACAUAUACAUAAUUACAUACAGACUUCUCUUCUCCCUAAUACUCAUUAUACAACUACUUCACCUCCAAAGAUCUUUCCUUUUUGGAAAAGAAGAAAAAAUGGUUCAUUUGCAUGAGAGAUUCAAAGCUUUCUUCAAAAGCAGAUGGCUAGUAUUCGUUUGUGCGAUAUGGAUUCAAUCCUUUACUGGGAUUGGCUACUUGUUUGGAAGCAUAUCACCUAUGAUUAAGAGCAUCAUGGGUUAUAAUCAAAGGCAGCUCUCCUUAUUGGGUGUGGUUAAGACCUUGGGUGGCAGUGUUGGGUUUGUGGCUGGGAGUUUGAGUGAGGUUUUGCCUAUUUGGGGGCUUUUGCUCAUUGGGGCUCUUCAGAAUUUUGUUGGGUAUGGCUUGCUUUGGUAUAUUGUUCAUCGGAGAUGGUCUGGUGUGCCUUUGUGGGUGCUGUGCAUUUGUAUUUUUGUGGGAGGAAACGGAGAGACCUUCUUCAACACUGCAAAUCUGGUUUGUUGUGUGCAGAACUUUCCGAAAAAUCGAGGCCCUGUUGUUGGGAUACUAAAAGGAUUUUGUGGACUGACUGGUGCAACUUUGAUUCAGGUUUAUGCCAUAUUCAAUUUCCCAGAUAAGGCUUCGUUGAUUUUUAUGGUUGCAGUUGGUCCAACAAUGGUUGUUAUUGCUUUCAUGUUUGUUGUUAGACCUGUUGAAGGUCAUAAACAAGUUAGGGAAUCUGAUGACUCCAGCUUCUUGUUUACUUAUAGCAUUUGUCUUGUUUUGGCUGCUUAUUUGCUUGGAGUCUUAAUACUUGAGGAUACUCUUAAUUUGAACCAAUCAAUAAUCACUUUACUUGCCAUAGGUUUAAUCAUUCUUAUAGUACUUCCAAUUAUAAUCCCAGUAGUAUUAGUAUUCUUCUCAACACCACAGCCUUCAUCAGAGGAGAAACUCCUAGCUAAUCCAUUGUUACCGAGACAAGAUACAAGCGAGCUCAUUCUUAGUGAGGCUGAGGAAGAAAGGACCUCAGAACUUGAUGCGCUUCCAGCUUUUGAAAGGCGCAAAAGAUUGGCUCAUCUGCAGGCUAAAUUGUUACAAGCAGCAGCUGAUGGAGCUGUGAGAGUCAAGCGUGGUAAAAGACCGCGAAGAGGAGAGAAUUUUACCUUGACACAGGCUUUGGUUAAGGCUGACUUUUUGCUUAUUUUUGCCUCCCUCAUUCUAGCCUCUGGAUCUGGUAUAUCAAUUAUUGACAACAUUGGUCAGAUUUCUCAAUCACUUGGUUACACUAAUUCAAGUAUCUUUGUUUCCAUGAUUAGCAUUUGGAACUUUCUUGGCCGUGUUGGCGGUGGCUACUUAUCUGAGAUUAUAACAAGAGAUUUUGCCUAUCCAAGACCACUGGCUAUGGCUAUACUCUAAGUCAUUAUGGCAUUUGGGUUUUUCUAUUAUGCUAUGGGAUGGCCAGGGCAAAUCUAUGUUGUGACUGUUUUGAUAGGACUUGGUUAUGGCUCCCACUGGGCAAUUUUGCCUGCUGCAGUUUCUGAGCUAUUUGGAUUGAAGAGUUUUGGAGCCUUGUAUAACUUCCUAACACUUUCAAACCCUGCUGGUUCACUAAUAUUCUCAGAGGCCCUUGCUAGUGGCUUAUAUGACUAUUAUGCAGAGAAACAAGCUUCUCUCCUGCUCCAAAAUCCCAUAUCAACUCUUGGACAAGACAAAUCACUCACUUGUUUGGGCACUAUUUGCUAUUCCCUCACUUGUGGUAUAUUAUCUGGACUAUGCAUUGUUGCAGCAAUGCUGAGUUUGGUUGUUGUUUACAGAACAAGAAGAGUCUACACCCAAUUGUAUGGAAGCUCAAACUCUCUCAUUUGAGUUUCCAAUAGAAGCUUUAGAAAAUGGUGAUGUUCUACUACACACCAGCAUAUGCAUGUGAACAAUCCUUUUCAUUCUUAUUAUUUUUUGUGGGGUUUUCUUUCUUAUGAUUUAACACUCUUGUAUGUGCUCUUUUAGCAGCAUAUACACUAAACCUCACUUUGUUUUUCACUUCAAAAUUUGGGUUUUUCUAUUUGCUUAUAACACACUGUCUCGAUGCUAUAUCAUCAUUAAUUAAAAAGCUAAAUAAAAUUAUCACUAAAAUCACUUAGAAA
Messenger RNA from Cannabis sativa, 2329 nucleotides. RefSeq names its product protein NUCLEAR FUSION DEFECTIVE 4. Gene Ontology annotation, cellular component: membrane. The transcript is spliced from 3 exons. The record is from RefSeq and is a predicted model, not a curated record. Lineage: Eukaryota; Viridiplantae; Streptophyta; Magnoliopsida; Rosales; Cannabaceae.